AUGCUCACAGCAUCGAACAGUGUGAUGAAUACUCCUCAAGAGCAGCAACAGCAACCACCACAACAACAACAUGCAUCCUCUCAUCACUAUUAUUUGCAUCAUGCACUCAACCAUACUCCUUCGAAUGCAAAUGGUCAAUUGGACAUGACUCAUCCACAACAAGCCUUACUACUUUUACAAGAACAACAGCAACAACUUGCCAACAUGUUACAACUUGCUUCAUUGCAGAAUUCUCAUCAGAAUUCUAUUGUAAAUACAAAUGCAUUGAACUUUAUCAUUCCUCAACAACAUGAACAAUUAUAUGAACAACAACAACAACAUCAACGCUUCGUCAUGCCAACUUCUCACUAUAAUUCCAAUCAGCAUGUUCAAGUUCCACCAUUGAGUACUGCUACAACAACAACAACAACUACUACUUCUACUACUACUACUACAACUGCCACUGCUAAUAACCCUCGCAUCUCUUCUCUCAUCACUGAUGACUUUGAUGACAUCUUUUUGAGUGGAUGUUUUGAUGAUGAUGUUGUGACCGUUGGUACUGUACCAAGUACUCAAGUGGAUGGAUCAACGAGUCUCCAACAAGUACCACCUUCACACUCUUCUCAUCUUUUCACAUCAUUCAAUCAACAACACCCAUUAGUAUUUCCAGGAGGAGAAUUGAUGCCUUCCACUCCACUCACAACCUCUCAUGCAUGGUUAAAAGUAAUUCCUGAUCAAGAUGUCAUGUUCUCUAGAAAUUAUGAUUCGUACUUGUCUGUGGUUCAACCUGUCAUUACUUCUGCGUGUCAUAGGAAUGAUCAUUAUGAAAUAUCACAACACUCACAGCAACCAUCACAACAACACUCUCAUCUCGUCAUGCAACACCCCUCCACUCAUGAGAACCAUGAUCCCAUCAUGAAUUUAUUACACCACCACCAUAGUGUCAUGCCAUCCAUUCAGAAUCAUUCCAUGGCUGAUUCAUCAUCAUUCAUGAAACAUUCCACGUUGGAUCCUACUCGAAUGAAUACUUCUACUACUACUACUACAUAUAUGAAUACUACUGCUAGUCCUCAUUCGAAAAGAGGACAAAAGAGAAAGAAUGUUCCUUCAAAUCAUCAAGAAGAGGAAUUACAUUCAAGUGAUUCCACCACUCUUCAUCGUGGUGUACUCGACAAGAAAAAGAACAAACCCAAUGAUCCAAUAGUGAUUGCCAUGAAUCAAAAUGAAACAGCAGGAACACAGUCCUGUAGUCUAUAUGAACAAACACAACAACCACAACAACCACAACUACAAACACAUUUAUUACAACAAUCACAACAACCAUAUCAAACACAUACUUUAAUUGAUGAUGAUUUAUUACAACUCGAUCAAGUCUCUGUUCAUACGACUUCAACAGAUGCCACCAAUAACAUUAUGCAUACCAUGAUGGCUUCAUUCUUUCCUCAACCAACUUGUUCAAGUAACCACUUGAAUCAUAUUCAUCCUUCCAAGAUUCAAAUGUCCACAAGUUCACACAAUGAUCUUGCUUAUACUCAACUCAAUGCACUCAAACAUGUCAAUAAUUCGAUCACUGUUGUAUUAUUGAAUAAUGAUCCAAUUAUUGAAUGUAUUAAAUUCACUCCCAAGAAGAAGAUGACCUUUGAAUUGUUGAGUCUCUUGGAAAUUGAUCCUACUCUUCUUUCCAAUCUCACUCCUAAUUCCUAUGAUAUACAUUUGGAUCAAUCUCUACUUCUUCGAUAUGGUAAGAGAAGUGCUGCUGCUGGUAGUAGUAAUGGUCAUUCGAAUACUACUAAUACUACUAUGAAUUCUACGACUUCAACUACGACUUCAACUAAUUCUAAUAGUCAUGCAGCAACAAAUUCUCAUCACCAUGGUAAUACUACUAUUGCUACUACAACUACGACUCAUGAAAACAAAACAGUGGAUCCACCCAUUGAUCUCUAUCAAUUAUUCCUAACUGCUCAAAUUACUGUUGAUGGCAAGAAUUUAGAAAAUAUGGAUGAAUAUUUCAAAUUCAAAACAGAUACCAAGAAUGAAAAAACUCUUCAUUUCAAAAUUGAAGAUUUGAAUCAAAGUCAUGAUCAUCGAUGGAAUGAACAAAUUGUUGGAACCAAAAUCAAUGCCAAAUUAUCAUUCAAUUUAGAAGUGAAAAUGGUCAAACCUAUUAAGGGUAUUUCAAUCAACUUGUUACUAUUCCUUCAACAAAAAGUACCAAGUAGUAGUAGUAGUACAAUGACGGAUUCGUCAGCUUCUGUUGGCCAACAACACGUGUUUUCAGAAAUGGAUCAACUCUUAAAAUGGAAUGUUCCAGUACUGGUUCAAGGUUCAAGAAGAAAGAAAAAAACUGAAAAAGAUUCUGAACUCAAAGAAUGUUUUGGAGAGAGAAUGUGGCCACUCGUCGAUUUACAAAUGGCUCUUCUCAAUCGUAAAGGAGCUGAAAAUGCAGAUACAGAAAUGGAUCCAGAUGAAGAUGGAUAUGGUCUCAUGGAUGAUAUUCUAAGAACUCGAAGUGAUCAAUCUGUAUUUCGACCCAUUGGUGAUUCAAUUCUCAAUGAAAUUGUAAGAGAGGCUGAAAAUAAUUUGUGUAAAGAUUCCAAUAAUUUACAUGCCCUUCGACUCUUUGAAAAGUAUUUUCAAACCAAAUAUGGAUCAGGAACUUCUUUGGAUAUUUUUAAUUUGACACGAUAUUUGGCAGCCAAAACCAUCAAUCGAGAAUACAUGUUACCUGAUGUGGUUGUAGCAGCAACAGCAACGAGUGCGCACUUGAUCAAUGGGAGUAGUAGUAGUAUGAAUUCCCUCAACAUGGAAGAUGUUGCUGAAAGCCUCAUAACACCCUCUGCUGCUGUUCAUGCCUCUUCUUCGAAUCAUUUCAUGAGAAAUCCACUCAAUGAUAUUCUACCAGAAAAUAUUACAGAAUUAGAUUUAACCAUUCUAUUGAAAUUAACAUAUCUAUAUUCAAGAUAUGAACCUAUCUUUAAAGCAGAUGGAUGUAACAAUACUGAAAAGAUGAUCAAAUAUUGUUGUCAAAUUGCAACCAAUCCUCAAUUUAGUAUCAAAACCAAAGUCUUUAGUUUAUAUCGAUUAGCUGAAUCAGAAUAUCUUAAACUCAAUAUUGAAAAAGGUCGAUUGAGUUAUCAUUCCUUAGAGAAGUGUAAUCAAUGUUACUUUUUCAUUCAAAGAUGUUUAAAAGAUGAACCAACUUUAACCAAAGGUGAAGUGAGACAUAUCAAAGCACUUGAAGCAUCAGUUCUCAAUUUGAAAUCUAUUUUAUUGAGUAAUAUUCAUAAUUUGGAACACUUUGCAUCGACACCUCAUUCACUCUCUGAAGAAGAAAUUAAUUCCAAAUUAUUAUCUCUGAGAGAUAUUGUGCAGUACAAACAUGCUGCAUUCCAAAUUAGAGGUCGUUACACACCACGAUGUACAUCCUUUGCACAAAUUUGUAAUAACGUGGCAGCAAGUUUGAGAGUUUAUUAUACGUUAUUCAAAAUGACACAAUCCUACACACCCAAGAGAGCAAUUUUAAUGCUCAAUGUCAUUAAAAAGAUGCAAAGUAGAGCAGUCACGACACACAAACAAGCCAAUCCAAACACUUCUCACUUGGCCUAUUCACUCUACAAGUACAAUUUAAAGACAACAGAAUUAUUGAUUUUAGAAGAGACUAAAUUAGAUAAUCCCACUGAAACAGAUAUUGAUGAUAAAAUUGAAAAGGCUGCAGCUGAUAAGAGAAAGUGCUAUUCCAAUUAUAGAGCUCUUAAGGAUCAAUUUUUAGGAAUUCAAUAA
Molecule: messenger RNA, 3759 nt
Organism: Naegleria lovaniensis
Lineage: Eukaryota; Heterolobosea; Eutetramitea; Acrasida; Naegleriidae
Exons: 1
Coding region: 1-3759 (1252 amino acids)
Source: RefSeq, a predicted model, not a curated record